UGCUGGUACGUAACUUAGUUAAUCAUUAAAUUUUAAUGCCCCGCCAUGAUAGGUACCUAGGUACUUACCUAUCAGCCUAUGUGCCUAGGUAAUCGAUAAGAUAUAACGUUUAGUUACAUACCAGGUACCUACCUAGGUUUUGAAGUUUCCGACAAUCUACCGAUUCUCCAAUUACGCUUCAUCGAAAAUUCCUCAGCUCAGCGUAACUUAUACAAUGUCUGCUGGUCCCGAGGUCCUCAUUGGCAAAGCAUUGAGCUCUGCCGCGAGCUUGGAAUUGCGCACGAUGGCUGGCCGGAGUGUUUCCCCUGGGGCGGCGCUCUUGAGAUCAUCUCGGAUGUUCUCAAUGCCAGCCCCAAUACCGCCUCCUCCCGGUGAUUUUUCUUCGGCAACUAGACACUACUCUCCGACUUCCACGAUCCCCUUCCCCACGCAUCUUACAGUAACGACGACUGCGUCCUCUCGAGUCACCGGCGACUGGGGUUUCAAGAGACCACUACCUUUAAGGACUACCACGAAGACUACCUACCCUCUCGCGCGGGUGAGGCAGGUCGAUUCCGUCGAACAAGUCACAGAUUUCCAGUCUGCAUCGGAUCACACGGUAACUUUAUGGAAGUACCAGGAGAUGAACUUGCCGAUUACUGUGCCCAUUGCCAAUGCUCAGGAUACCUUUUCGACUACCAAGCAUUUGAAGUCCGUCUUUGAGGAAGAUUCCGAUCUGACUGCUUUAGACGACAAGCAGAAGGUGGAGCUGGUAAAUAAGAGGUGGAAGUUCACGGGACCAUGGCUCGCCGGUAUGACGAACGGCGACUUUAAGAAGUUCAUUGAAAAGAAAGUGCGGAAUAGACGUGCGGACUUCCGUGCCUUUUUGAAGAAGAUUUUUGCGGCCGAGAUGUCGCAGAAACGGGCACGGGAGGCUGAGGCGGCUGGAGAGCCCGUGCCUCCAGAGGUCUCCGUUGACGAAAUCUCGGAAGACGAAUUAACAGAAUACUUGAGGAAGCUAAGGCAGGACCGUAUGACCCUAUACAACCUCGUUAGUCGGUUCCUGGAUCUUGCUCCGGUAGACUUGCAAACCUCCCUCUCCAUGCUUGGUCAGUUAGCGCCAGGGACGAGGCUGGAACUUGCACGUGGAAGUCCGUACGGUGCGGAUGGACCCCCUAUCACGCACCCUUCGGCUGGUCUUUCUUAUCUGCGCACUCGAAACUUCCAGGAGAACCAUGCGCUAUACGGACCUCAAUUAAACCACGCCCCUGUUAAGGCGAGAGUUUUGAAGCCUACCAACUUUACCACGAACAGCUUCAACCCAAGUAUUGGUGUUGCUGGAUUUGUCGCAAGCAUGCCAACCGGUGAUACAUCAUUCAACACAUCAAAGCAGAGGAAUCUCUCCGAGUUCAACUCAGCUCUUCACAAGCUGGACCUAGAGAAGUACGGCGGAUCAAAGGUCUACGUGCAACCCCACAUGGCUACAGUCAACUCCGCUGGAAGGAUCCUUGUCAACGUAGAAGAGGCCAACUCGGAGAGCCAGUUGGUGCAGAAAGAGCUGGUAGGAGAGGGCACCAUAUACGACGACCUCGUGAAAAAGGGUGAGAUUCCGCAAAUACCCCGCAAUCCCAGGUAUACGGGUAGCUUUAGCGCGCGGCCAGGAAGUAGGAUACCCGGUAAUGCGGGUAAUUAUGGCCUCGGCCGAAGCCCUAGGAGUUAUGAAUAGAUUCCGCGAGAGUGCUGAAACCGGCCAAGAGGGGAUGAAGUUAUAGAGAACAUCGUGUGAUAUAACUAGCUACCUAGUGGUGUAAACUCUAUGCUUUGUAUGAUUUCUGUAUAUAUCAGGUAGGAGAUAUCCUCUAUAAUACAGUGGGGGGAUCUCCAUGGAAUUAACACCCAAGCUGAAGUGACCUCGUCUGUCUUGUUUGGCUGUGUAUUGUAUAGAUAAUAGGAGGAGGUAAUAAUAGGGGGAGGUGAUUAGGUAAUAAGAGGUCCAUCUAUCAGCUGUUAACGACAACUUUGGCGGCUGUCAGAGAAGUACCCAAGUAUCCCCUACGGCCCACUAAUUCUUUUCUGCCCUAGGACCCAGAGUUUUACCGAAUUUCCCCCCCACACAGAUUCUAAAUAUUCUUUUCGAGACAUCCCCAAGCUCAAGCGCAACAUCGACUGACAACUUUUUACGGACUUCCUUCAACAACCACACUCUCCUACUAACCCGCAGCCAAUACCGCCAAAAUGGGUCGCGUUCGCACAAAGACUGUCAAGAAGUCCGCCAAGGUCAUCAUUGAGCGGUACUACCCCAAGCUCACUCUCGACUUCGAGACCAACAAGCGUGUCUGCGAUGAGAUCGCUAUCAUCGCCUCCAAGCGCCUGCGCA
Molecule: messenger RNA, 2356 nt
Organism: Daldinia caldariorum
Lineage: Eukaryota; Fungi; Ascomycota; Sordariomycetes; Xylariales; Hypoxylaceae
Product: mitochondrial ribosomal protein MRP51
Exons: 1
Coding region: 215-1705 (496 amino acids)
Biological process (GO): mitochondrial translational initiation
Cellular component (GO): mitochondrial small ribosomal subunit
Molecular function (GO): structural constituent of ribosome
Source: RefSeq, a predicted model, not a curated record